Messenger RNA from Lathyrus sativus (Indian pea), 1839 nucleotides. The record is from the annotation of a GenBank genome assembly. NCBI's taxonomy places the organism in Eukaryota, Viridiplantae, Streptophyta, Magnoliopsida, Fabales, Fabaceae.
AUGGCUAUCUACAACGGUCCUGGGUUCCGUUUCCACCCUACCGAUGAAGAGAUCAUUUGCUUCUAUCUGAAGCGGAAGCUCACCGGAAAUUUACCACCCGCUUUCGAUCAUCUUGCUGUUAUCGAUAUCUAUAAGUUCGAGCCGUGGGACCUUCCCAGUUUGUCGAAGCUGAAGACCAGGGAUUUGGAAUGGUACUUCUUCACUGUGCUGGACAAGAAAUACGGUAAUAGUUUGAGGUUGAAUCGUGCUACUGAUAGAGGGUACUGGAAGACUACUGGGAAGGAUCGCACUGUCAAGAACGAGAAUGACAUUGUUGGAAUGAAGAAGACCCUUGUUUAUCACUCGGGGAGGGCUCCACAUGGUGACAGAACCAAUUGGGUUAUGCAUGAGUACAAGAUGGUUAACGAGGCCUUGGCUAGAGCUGGACUGCAGGACACUUAUGUGCUGUGUAGGGUAUUUGAGAAGAGUGGUUCGGGGCCUAAGAAUGGGGAGAAAUACGGGGCUCCUUUUGUAGAGGCGGAAUGGGAGCAUGUCAGUAGAAUGGUGGAUCCCGUGCUGCCUGUUAAUGAGCUUUUGACACAAGAAGUGUCUGCUCCUGUUCCUGCUCCAGCAUUUGUUCCUGCUUCUGUUCCUGCACUUGCUCCUGCUGCUGUUCCAGCACUUGCUCUUGCUCCUUAUGUUGAUGAACAGGUAGAUCCCUUGCCAAUUGUUGGUAAUGAGCCUUUGAAACAAGAAGUAUCUGCAUCCGCUCCUAUUGAUGAUGAUUUUGUUGAAGCCAAAGACCUCGACAAGGAGUUUGAUGAUACUAGUGAUACAGUUGGAAGUGCUGAUUUGGCAUCAAACAUCUGUUAUGGGGAGUCUAGCAGUCAUCCUCCUCAGCAUUCCCAAGCAUUUAUUAGUGAUCACAAGCAAAUGGGACCUGAGCUGUUUAAUGGUAAUCAGAUUGAUCAGCCUGAUAAUAUGACUGAUAUGUUUAAUGUGAAUAUCAAUUCUGUGGAAGAUGGAUUCAAUGGCGAGACAAACCAUAAUGAGAAUCCUCUGAGUUUCAAUUUUGAAUUUGAGGAUCCUGAUGAACUAUAUUUUGAUACCUGUGGUUAUCUUAUGAGUUCUGAAGAAGCAUAUUCAGAAACCAAUGAUUUUAAGGAUCUUGACGAGGCUAUUCCCACUGAGACAGACCCUUCUGGUGCUGCAAUGCUAGACGAGUACCUUGCAUCCCCCGAUGACGAUAUAUUCAAAUAUAUAAGCUUUGAUUCUCCUUUGAAUGUAGGGAGUGAAAACCCCAUUGGCAACCACGGACAACCUUUUGUUGAGCAGAAUAUGGAGAGCGAAGCCAAUGGUAGUUCCUUGGCAAGCGGACAUGUUCUUGAAGGACAGUCAAGUAAUGAACCUUCUUUCCCAGAGGUGUCAAAUUGGGUCGCAGAAGGAGAUGCAAAUUAUUUUGUGAGGCAAGCCAAUAAAUUGUUGGCCCACAUGCCUGCGUCACCUGCAUUUGCUUCAGAGUUUCCUACCAAGGAGUUUGCACAUGGUAUAUCUCCUGCAGGCGAGUCUUCCAAUUCUGCUCAGAUAACUGCAGGUAUGAUCAGCAUUACAGAUAUUUCCUUUAGAGGCAAUGCGAUGAUGGAUUGGAUGGUGGGCAAGAAUGGAGAUUUUAACACCAUAAUGUCUAGUGGGUUUACCCAAGCUGAUGUUAACUCUGCUACUUUGGUUCCUCUUUCUGACCUGGUCUGUAGCAAAACUGCAUUUAUGUUAUCACAUGGUUGGGUUUUCUUGGUGGGUUUCUCAGUUGUGGUUCUUUCACUGAGUUUCAAGAUCGGAAGCUUCAUGUAUACUGGUAAAUGA